Messenger RNA from Saccostrea echinata, 579 nucleotides. Its product is annotated as short-chain collagen C4-like. NCBI's taxonomy places the organism in Eukaryota, Metazoa, Mollusca, Bivalvia, Ostreida, Ostreidae. The record is from RefSeq and is a predicted model, not a curated record. Bases 1 to 579 code for a protein of 192 amino acids. The transcript is spliced from 3 exons.
AUGCCGAUUCCAAAACGUAAUAAGUAUGAAUACGUAAUAAGAACCACAUAUACGAUAUGGGGAAAGAGAACAUGUCCUCAACUGAAUAACACCAAAACUGUCUACAGUGGCAUUGUAGCGGGAAGUUUCUACUCGGAGACGGGGAAUGGAGCGAACACAUUAUGCUUACCACAUGAUCCAGAUUCAAUUGACGCCCACUUUCCAAUUCAUGGUGACGGAGGCCUGGCUCAUCUUUACGGAGGAGAGUACCAGUUUAGUCUCAAGAAUGUAGAUUAUCAGGAAGAUGCUCCAUGUGCCAUCUGCCACGUGACAGCAGCAACGUCUGCAAUAAUGAUUCCGGGAAAACUUACGUGUCCUGUGGGAUGGGUAAAGCAAUACCAAGGAUUCCUGACGUCAAAUUCAUAUACAGAACAAAAAUCGGAAUAUCUCUGCUUGGAUGAUAAUCCGGAUUUUUUUGAGAGAUCUGGAGCAAAUGAAAAUGGGAAGUUAUUUUAUCCUGUUGUAACCGUGUGUGGCACUCUACCAUGCCCACCUUAUAAAAAUGGUACCUAUGUACCAUGUUCUCUUUGUACUCUGUGA